CCUUCUCGCACCUUCCCGGCUGGAUGCUUCCCAGAAUACGGGGGGGGUUAGCCUGGGUUAAAGGAGGACCGGGGGCAGCACAUCGCUCUCUACGGCCACCUGGAAGGAGGCUGUAGACAGGUGGAUGUCGGUCUUUUCUCCCAAGUAGCAAAAGAUAGAAGAAGAGGAAACAGCCUCAAGCGGGACGAGGUGGUGGUGUGACCGUCCCUGGAGGUAGAUGUGGAUGUGUCACUUGGGCUCACGGUUUGACAGCGUUAGGUUAUGAUGGUGGAACUCCAUCCUGGAGGUCUUUUCCAACCUUAGUGAUUCAGUGACUCCCUCCAGCGCCGGUGCCGGGCCUGAGGCUGGUGCAGCCCUGCCGGGUGCUCCGCAGCCCUGCCGGGCUUGGCAGCGCCCGGGGGAAGAGCGGAGCGAUGCCGGGAUGAUGCAGCCGCCGCCCGCGGCACCGCCCGGCUGCCAGCGCCGCUCCGCGGGGAUCCGGCCCGGAACGCUCCUCUUCCAGCCCGAACUCCACGUGCAAAACUUCCCCGCAGAGCCCAGCCUGAAAACCGCCGGAACCGGGUGUUUCUACAGCCAGCACGGCUGUCAGGGCUGACACUCAACAAACGUCUCCGGGUGCUGCUGGCCCAGGCUGCAGCACCGGGGCUGCGGAGGCGCUUCCUGCAAUUGUGAAGCCAGGGAUGGGUUCGUGCGCUGGAAGUUUGUGAUAAAAGUAAUGGGUGAACAGUACGUCCUGCGUCUCGGGAGUUUCCUCCUGAAAUUUAGGAAAUUGUGACAACUUCCAAGUAUCGUUAUUACAAAAGAGGUGGCAAGUGCUGCCAAGCCUGUACAAACCAGGCUUUGUGGCAGCAGUGGCGGACAAGGUGCUGGCAAACUGUAGAUUAGGAUGUUCUUCUGCUGGUCUCUAACACAUAUGGUCUGUAACAUAUAUGGGCUAAGUUCUGGUGCAACAUGCAAAGCAGCUCAGUUUUUGCUUAUGGUGUACAUUUAUACUAAUGUAAGUAUUGGUGUCAUUUGAUGGGUUAAAACUUCCUUGCUCUGCAAAGGGUGCAAGACUUUCGGGAGGCUGGGCAGAAAAAAAUGUGUUGAGUGAUAGCCAAGUGCAUGAAAUUUGUUUAUUGGUACAGUCUGUUUUCACUGGUGGGAGCUCGUUCUCCUGCACCUUUAGGAGAUUAAAUUAGGUUCCACUUUUCUAGAGGUUGCUGAUUCCCUAAGCAUAACUGAUGUGUACCAUGAUAUAGAAGUAUAGAAGGCUGCAUGGGUCCAGUGAUCCCUGGUGAAAUGCCCCGAGGAAAGUAUCCAUUUGAAUUUGGUCGGGGUUUUGUGUUUUUAAAAGUUCUUACUCUACUUCUUUCUGUCUUCCUAAGCAGGCAAAAUCCAAGUAAGCUACCUGAAAGCCUGUAUCUUCUCAUGUUAGAUCAAAUGGGCACUGGAGGAGUUGAGGUGGUGCCUAGUGCUGGGGAAACUCAAAGCAAGAAGAGAGGGGAUCAGCACCCAAGCCUUUGGAGGGACAUUUCUUUCAAAGCCUCUGCUCUUCAUAGAGAGGGUUUAUUGUCCCCUGUAUCUGGCACAUGCUUUCUGUAAGCUGCUUUAUUUUCUGUGGGCCUUACUGCUCCUGUAAGUGAGCUGGACUUCCUUUUGCAGAGAGGGUGGAAGAGAAUGUAGUUGUCAUAUAAAGCCAAGAGGAGAGGGAUAAAGAGACACAAAUUACUUCAGCUCUUAUCUGUCCUGAGGAUAAACAGUUACAAUUGGGCUGUGAAGUUGAAAUAAAGUUUCCAAACCCCCGAGGAGUUGCAUGUGCAAUAACUGUUGCAAGAAGAGUGUUGGGGACACAUCCUUUCUGGUGUUAAAUGAGUUUGAGAGGUGCUUGUUUGACACAGCAGGGGUUUUGACCUGUCAUGGCACGAGUGACCUCAGACCAGGUCUUUCUCAGGCCUGGCAUGGGGAGAAAAGUUCUUGGUUCACACCCGGGCCAGGUUCAGGUUGGAGAUGGUCACAGGAUGGCUGCCCAGGGGACUCUGUGGGAUGAUUAUAGCACUUGGUCCAUUUUCCAGUUUGCCAGCACCGUGUCACAGAGGCAGCUUUGUGUAGAUCCUGGUGCACGUUCCUGUUGGCUGGUGACUUUGGGUUGAACUUGAAUGUAAAUUCUUGGCUCUUUCUGGAAGCUUUUCCUUUUGAUUCUGGCAAGGGGAGGACAGAGGCACGUUCCCUCUAAUGUGCACAGAGAGCUCUAAUUUGUGCUUUCAGUCUGGCAUCCUUUAUGAAGUGCUCAGGAAGGGGAUGGGUCAUAAUCAUAGAGCAACUCUUGUUUUCUGCAGCAUUUUCCUUCUGAGGGGGAUUUAAGCUGUCUUACUGCUCUUUUCCAGGGUUCCUCUCUGGCACUGGUAGAGUUAAUAGCAGUGGAGUCUUUCUGAUUCUAUGCUGCUCACUGCUGUGUGUGUCUUGGAAAAGCCAAACUCUCUGGCAGGCCUGCGUGCCGUGUCCUGGAAAGCAGGCUGGAGCCCUUGGGGUGCACUUGGUGAAGCUGCACUGUGGGGUUGGCUUUGGUGAAGAUCCCUCUUUCCAUUUGCCCCAGGAAUGUGAGUGCCACACGCAGUGUCCAGUUUGCCCCUGUGGCUGCUGCCAGGAGGGUGAUCUGUCCACGCCUGGCUGGGACAGCAUUGCAGGAAUGCUGGGAGGCUGCAGUGCUGCCCGGGGCUCUGGGAGCUGCUGGGUAUGGGGACAGCAGGAAAGGAUGCUCCGUGCAGCUUUCCAGGCUUGCUGCAUUCCAGCCAGCCCAGAGGUCUCAAGCAGAGCUGGAAGCGCAGCGUGCUGGGAUUCUGUGCGCAGUGGGCACCCUAUUCAUCCAGAAUAGGAAGCAGUCCCUGCCCUGAGCAGCUAAACAGGAUCAAAAGCAAGAAUAGACUUGGGCAAAACUCAAACCCAGGAGUGUGCCAAGCAGGAGGCUUGGCAGUGUCCCUCCAUUAUCUUCUGCUGCUGGACUCGGAUGCUUGGUCUGAAGUGCUGACGCACAUAUGUAAUUUGCCCCUUCUUUAGCUCUCUGCUGAUCUCUCUGGGUGUUUUUUCUCAGAUCUGCUCCAUCCUCAAUCUUGACUAGCUAAACAAGGAGAAUUACUGCUGAGUAAUACCUGCUUCUUGCUCUGCAGAGUGUAAAAUGUUAUGUCUGCAGUUCCUCCAGCUCCCCUUUGCAGGCAGAAUAAGAGCCUGGCUUCAGGAGAGGGCACUUUUUGGUGCCUGUGUUAGGCUACAGCUUUGCUGAAUUUCUGUCUGUCCCUACUUCCAAAUAGUAAAUAAAUACACCAGGGUGGAGAAACCAAAAGCCUACAGAUAUGUGUUUUGUGUUUUGGGACAAGCUGACCUAAUACUUUGACAUGUGACUGUAUCUGGUAUUGUUCCUCUUUGUUACUAAAUUCCUGUCUAAUGUUUGAAACCUGGACUUUAGUCAUUAAAACCCACCACCCCUGAGACACAAGCACAACCAUGCAGGGGACUUUUUCCUAAGUCAUUCACUGCAAGGCUGCAGUGAACUUCAGAGGUACUGAGCACCUUUUCCCUGGGAAUGACAGAGCUCAGCACUUCUGCAUAUCUGGACUCGAGUUCUUCUGCAUCUCUGUGUAGGGUGGGGUUGAUGCUGUUUAAGGGUGGUGUGAACUGGCUGGGGAGCAACCUCUGUGUUUUGGGAAGAAGAGACACCCAGCCUUCAUUUUAACAAAACUUUUCAGGGCAGCUUGCCCUGAAGUGGCUUUGUUUUCAAAGCUGGUGUUUACAGCGUUUAUUCUGAAGUAAUUGGAAAUAUUUAGGAUGUCUGUGGAAAGGACAGCUCUUGUUUUUUAUCUGUAGGUGCUGCUCUGUGUUUAUAAUCAGAGCCUGGACUAUGCUUGGAGGGGUGGAGAACACUGUAGCUCCUCAGUUUGCUGUUUUGUUCUUCCCUGGCUGUAGGCACUGGCUCUUUGCUGGCUCGGGGAGAGCUCAGGGCUGGUUUGCCAGCCUGCCUCUGCACGGAGCCUUGGACCAGAAAACAUGCAGCAGGCUGGGGAGAUGGGUGUUCCCUGAGGAUCCUGUAGGAAGAAAGGGGCUGGGAGUCAUGGAAAGCAGACAGCAGUGAAAAGAUGGGGCUGGUUGAAGCAAAAAACUCAAACCUGCUGCACCCCUCAGAACAGAUUAUCUGAGCUGCUUCUUUAACAGUGAUUUCUCACCUGUCUUUGGUGAUCAAGGGUUGUUAGUGUUGAGUGUGAUAGAAAUAUAAAUUACAUCAAAGCAGGAAAAGAGGUUCUGACUCAACAGUGUCUGGGCACAAACACGGAUUUACCAGAGCAUCCUUAAUCUCCAAAAUCAUUCAGUUAAAGGUAAUCUGUCCUUUAGAUUUUUAUUGAUGCGUGGCUCUUAUCAGGACUGUAUCCCUUUGCAGGGUUAGAGAACAGUAGGAGAACUGUUUGUGUAAUCUUUGUCCCUGGCAAAAUGAAAUAGCUACCAAGAGAGGUCAUGGAAAUAACAUCUACAAGGUGCCUCCACACAGAGUAGAUAAGAUGGUGUCUUCAGGUCAGUGAUGUUCUCUCAGCAGGGAUUUGCUUUAGCUGCCGAGGCAGUGGCGCCUUCAGCCCUGUAUUCAUAACUCAAAUAAGGAAUUUGUUUGCAGCACAGAGCACCUUCAUGCAGAGAUGAGACCACAGUGUGAUACCAAAAGCUGAAAUCAUGGAUGGAGGCUUCCUACUUCUGUGUUAGAUAGUGUAAAAAUCAAGGAGGUCUGAAAGGCUCCUUCUCUGCAGCACCAUGCUGGAUCCCAAGCCUCACUCUGCAAGCCAGAGGUGAGUCCAGGUGAAAGCCAGCUACCACAGUAGUGUCAGGAUGACCAAAGCACGGCUCCUCCGUCUGUCUGUGGUGCUGGUCUCCGUCUUCAUGAUCCUCCUGAUUAUUGUGUACUGGGACAACGUGGGGACGGCUCACUUCUACCUGCACACAUCCUUCUCCAGACCCCGCUCCCCAGGAGCCAUCACAGCAGGUGAGGACUGGGAAGCCUUGCCAGAUGUAGAUGAAUUUUUGGCAAAGCUGCUGAGCUCGAGCCUGAAACAGAACACCUCUGUCCCCAGAAAGACAGAGCAGCUCCUCGUCCAGGGCUCCAACAAGCCUGUGGUGAGUAACUUGGAGGAGAACGUGCGGGGCUAUGACUGGUCUACGCACAAGGACAGGAACAGCUUGGACCAAGAGAAGCUGCAGGUAGAAAGGCAGAGAACAUUGCGAGAGUUUUGUGCCAAUUCCAGCUUCACCUUCCCCACCAAGGAGCGCUCCUUCGAUGACAUUCCAAACUACGAGCUCAACCACCUGAUCGUGGAUGACCGCCACGGUGUCAUCUACUGCUACGUGCCCAAGGUGGCCUGCACCAACUGGAAGCGUGUGAUGAUCGUGCUCAGUGAGAGCCUGCUGGACCAGGGGGUUCCCUACCGGAACCCUCUGGACAUCCCCCGGGAACACGUCCACAACACCAGCACCCACCUGACCUUCAACAAAUUCUGGCGCCGCUACGGGAAGUUCUCCCGGCACCUGAUGAAGAUCAAGCUGAAGAAAUACACCAAGUUCCUCUUUGUACGAGACCCCUUUGUCCGCCUCAUCUCCGCUUUUCGCAGCAAAUUCGAGCUGGAGAACGAGGACUUCUACCGGCGUUUCGCCAUCCCCAUGCUAAAGCUCUACUCCAACCACACCAACCUUCCCACUUCUGUUAGCGAGGCCUUCGGGGCAGGCCUCAAAGUCUCCUUUUCUGACUUCAUCCAGUACUUACUGGAUCCCAGGACAGAGAAGAUGGCCCCCUUCAAUGAGCACUGGAGGCAGGUUUACCGUCUGUGCCACCCGUGCCAGAUAGACUAUGAUUUCAUCGGGAAGCUGGAGACGCUGGAUGAGGAUGCUGCUUAUUUAUUGCAGCUCCUCAAAGUGGACAGGCUGCUUCGCUUCCCACCCAGCUAUCGGAACAGGACUGCCAGCAGCUGGGAAGAUAACUGGUUUGCCAAAAUCCCACUGGCUUGGAGGCAGCAGCUCUACAAGCUUUAUGAAGCAGAUUUUGUACUCUUUGGCUACCCCAAACCAGAAAACUUGCUUAAAGACUGAAAGUGAUUGGGCACUGGGUGUGGGAGGGAACAUCUGAAAUACCAAAAAUGUUUAAAUCCUCCUCAUUUUUGCUCUUAACUCCCUUCCCAAUGCAAGUUGGUACAAUGGAAUAUAUUUUUUCUACUGCUUCCCCUUCCAUUUUUACAAUAAUGCCAGAGUCCAGGGUAUUACAGCCAGCUGUGCAUAUGCAAAAAAUGCCAUUUUUGGGGUUAUAAUUUGUUUUCUGUUUUUUAAAAUGUCCCCAUACUUUGCAAUGGGUUGCUGCCCUCGGUCACUCUGCCAAUCAUGUCCUUCAGUAGCUUUUUAUUAAUACUUUUUAAAAAUUAAUAUAUUUAAGAUAUUUAAAACAAAGCGUGUGUCAUGGCAAAGGAAGGGAAGGAAUAAAAAAAGUCAAAGAAAA
Messenger RNA from Taeniopygia guttata (zebra finch), 6496 nucleotides. It is a transcript of the gene CHST12, whose product is annotated as carbohydrate sulfotransferase 12. Gene Ontology annotation, molecular function: sulfotransferase activity. Gene Ontology annotation, biological process: carbohydrate biosynthetic process; proteoglycan biosynthetic process. NCBI's taxonomy places the organism in Eukaryota, Metazoa, Chordata, Aves, Passeriformes, Estrildidae. Gene Ontology annotation, cellular component: membrane. The record is from RefSeq and is a predicted model, not a curated record.